GUCGCUCCGGCAGCAGCGAGCACUCAACAGCACGGAAUCCCGAUCUGAGACAACAUUUCGACCACUUUGUACCGCCUGGGGAGCCAGUAGAUGCCCCCGUGAAGCCGGCAUGCGGCUGUUGGUGCUACUGCAGCUGUUGGCAGCAGUGUGCGCGUCGAGGCUGGACCUGCCCCUGCAGCAGCCGCCUCCGGAGGACCCGUGCCACAGCGGCGCCGCGGUCGCCGUCCUGGCCGUCAACCAAUUGCGCGUGGCGCCGCCCUGCUGCCCCUCCUUCCGCGGGCUGUUCGUCCACAGGAACCUAAUUACGGACAUUCCAGAGGACUGGCUGCUGCACUGUCCGCACCUCGAGGAGCUGAGCGUGUCCCACAAUGCGCUGCGGCGGCUCCCCGACCGCCUGCUGUCGGCCGCCUCCAGGCUGCGCCGCCUGCAGGCCUCCCGCAACCGCCUGGACAGCCUGCCGCCCCGGCUGCUGCACAACGCCACCUCGCUGCAGGAACUGGACCUGAGUCAUAACCGGCUGAAGGAGCUGCCACCUACAUUUCUGGAGACGACCACUCAGCUUGAGGAGCUCUACCUGCAGGGAAACUCGCUCGUAAGUAUUCCGGAGCAGCUGCUGGCGAAGUGUAGCGGGCUGCGGCAGCUGUGGCUGUCGGGGAACCGCCUGGCGCGGCUUCCAGCAGGUCUGCUGGCCGCGGUGCCCCGCCUGCGCGCCCUGCGGCUGGACCACAACGAGGUAGCUGGCGUGGACGCCGCCGCCUUCCAGGGCAACCAGCAGCUGCGCGUCGUCGACCUCUCCAGCAAUCGUCUCACGUCGCUACCGUCAGGACUGUUCACCAAUGUGACGUCUCUGCGCUACUUGCUGCUCAGAGACAACCGACUGCGCGUGGUUCCACCUUCCGGCACUCUGCCGGAGCGGCCAAUAUCGCUCGAUCUGAGGGAGAACCACCUGCAGACCGUCGAGGACUUUGGUGUGUUCGGCUCGUCGCGAGUCUGGCUGGACGGCAACAGGUGGCGCUGCGGCUGCUCGCUGGAGCCAGUGCUCAGGGAGGCCGCCUCUGUGCGCCAGUUGCGCUGGUUCCAGCAGCGACCGCUCUGCUACCAGGACCAUGACGACCGUCGGCUCGUCAUCGAAGAAGGCGUCUCCCAGUGUCACAUCUCCAUCACGUCCAGUGCCGGCAGCGCUACAACCUCCAGUGCUAUUCAUAGCCCUUCUUCAACAACUUUCGAUAAAAUUUCUAGUGACGCACUGCCUAAAAGUGCAACAUCUAGUGCUGUAGGUUGGAGACCUGGUAAUAACAUCUCUCAAACGGCUACUUCAUUGACCGACGUAUCUGUGAGUGGCGCCCCAUAUGUUUCCAGUCCUGAAACUCCAACCCCAGAGACUGGAAGCGGUGAAACUAGUGCCUCUGACUCCUCUGAUGUUGAUACCACUACCUCCGAAGUUAGUAGCUCUGAAACCGGUGCCCCUGUGACCUACAGUUCUGAAACAGCUACCUCAACAAUUGGCAGUACUGAAAAUGAAACCCUUAGUACUUCUUAUAGUGAAACUACAACCCCAGAUAUCAGUAACUCCCAAUUUGACCCUCUUGGGACUUCCGAAACUGAUACGUCAGGGACCAGAAGCGGUGACACAGACACUAGUCCAGCAAGUGGAGGUUCUGGGAGUCUCAGUCCUUUAGAAUCUAGCACUAAACCGGACACACUUCUAGACCCAGACUACGAAGUUAAUCUUCGUGAACAAGGCUCUGGGCGGAUUACUUACAGCACAACAAAUGACACCAACAACAGUGCAGCUGCUGACAUAACCGUUUCCAGUCCUGUAGAUACUACCUCUGAUAUUAAUACCUCUCAAACUGGCAGGACAGAAAAAGACGUGACUGAAACUGUCAGCCUCAAAACAACCAGCACCACAGAUUCCGACUAUGAUAGUGUUAUAGAUUAUAACGUCAUGACAUAUUAGCGAAAUAUGAGAAAUGGAUCACUUAUAUUACUACUGCGAGAUAAUGUUGUUGCCUUCAUUUUCCUUAUUGAAGGACGCAACGUUUUCUUUUUGUUGCUGGCAUUUUGUUUAUUCAAAGACAUUCAUGCAACACCCCAAUCGUCCACUGGAAUGACGGUUAUCGGAGGUAAAGUUCACUUCCUCAAAAUUUCUGUUUAGCACGGUCACUUGCGUUUUCUAUGAGUCCACUCUGGAAAUAUAGCUUUUUAUAAAGCUCUAAUUUUUUAUGUCCCUUUGUGAACCCAGGCUUCGUUAAAUGAAACGUGAAUUUAUUUGAAAUCAGAAAUAACUGUUAGAAGUGGUGUAGUAAAUUGCAACGAAACUGUAUCAGAUCACUCGUAGCGGGGAAAAUCACGAAAACGUUAGUGGCAAAAUGAAUAAGUAAUUGAGGACAGUGAAAGGAGAUAACAGAAUUAAAGGCUGUGAUAAUAUAUGAACUGCUCUUUUAGGGUACUGCUAUGUACUACAGGACUGACUUAUAUUUUUAGAAUGAUUUACAAUGUAUAAAUUAUUUUGUCACUACAAAUACAAUAUAAAUUAAGCAUCA
Messenger RNA from Schistocerca americana (American grasshopper), 2546 nucleotides. RefSeq names its product leucine-rich repeat-containing protein 15-like. Gene Ontology annotation, molecular function: protein binding. The coding region runs from base 110 to 1960 and encodes 616 amino acids. Lineage: Eukaryota; Metazoa; Arthropoda; Insecta; Orthoptera; Acrididae. The record is from RefSeq and is a predicted model, not a curated record. The transcript has 6 exons.